AUGACGAUCAGCGCAAGUGAUUUGGAGAAUCUGGCCUCGAUGCUGGACAGCAACCGCACCUUUAAGCGUCCAGAAGGCCAGGCCACGGGCUUCAGCCUCGAGGGGCAGGCAUCGUCGGCCGCCUUUAGCAGUGCAGUGGUGGUUUCGGCUGGUGACCCUGGCGCGACUUCCUUGCAACCGCAAGGGAAUCCGGCCUGCAUUGCGUUGCCGCCGACAGUGGUGGAUCACCAACUGCGACUGCCGCAGCCGUCGCACGGCAAGGAGGCGGAACGAAAAAAACAGCUGGCCCAACCCGCCCGCCCGAGUGGGGACGAGAUCUGGACGCAGGCGGAGCUGAUGGCUCUGUUCAUGCGACAAAGGAAAGACGGGCCGGCCUCGGUGGCCGCCGCGGCACGUGUGGCAGCGCAGCAGGCGAGUCUGCAAGCAGCAGAUGGGCAGUCGCGUGCGGCAACGCUGUGGCGACCUGGCCCCUCCGACGCCGCCACCUUCGAGGAGCCCGCGCACACGGUGCUGUAUCAGCAGAAUGUCUCUGCCGAGGAUAUUUACCUUGGCGUCGACUUCACGCGCGAUGCUUCGAGCGCCGCAAGUGAUGGUGUCACGGUGCGCGUGGAGCUGCCCCGAGUGAUGUCCGUAUCGGAGAUUGCGAUGGAGGUUGACGCGUACGAGUUACGGGUUUCGGUGGCUGGGGUGUACUAUCUGGCUGCGCCUCUGCCACGUCAGGUACACAAAACAGCGGCGGAUGCGGUGUGGGAUGCGCAGAAGAAGCUACUGACGGUGCGUCUCAAGGCUGACAAUGGCGGUGGUAGUGAUGUGAAGAUCGUCGCCUAG
Messenger RNA from Leishmania braziliensis MHOM/BR/75/M2904, 828 nucleotides. RefSeq lists its product as hypothetical. Gene Ontology annotation, molecular function: protein-folding chaperone binding; dynein intermediate chain binding. Gene Ontology annotation, cellular component: cytoplasm. The coding region runs from base 1 to 828 and encodes 275 amino acids. The transcript has a single exon. The record is from RefSeq and is a predicted model, not a curated record. Gene Ontology annotation, biological process: axonemal dynein complex assembly. NCBI's taxonomy places the organism in Eukaryota, Euglenozoa, Kinetoplastea, Trypanosomatida, Trypanosomatidae.